Cryptococcus amylolentus CBS 6039 is the source of this 786-nucleotide messenger RNA. RefSeq lists its product as hypothetical. The transcript is spliced from 4 exons. Bases 1 to 786 code for a protein of 261 amino acids. The record is from RefSeq and is a predicted model, not a curated record. NCBI's taxonomy places the organism in Eukaryota, Fungi, Basidiomycota, Tremellomycetes, Tremellales, Cryptococcaceae.
AUGACCGUGCGCCCCACCGCCCUCCGUCUGGCCAGGCAUAUUGCCUCGCUCCACGAAUCCUUUCCGUUUUCGGGCCAUCGCCGCAGUGUCAUCCCAAUCGCCACUUCACCAAACCUCAGGCUUUACUCUUUGGGUUCCGACCCACGAAACGCGUCCGCGUCCGUCACUUCCAUCCCCCCUCCGGAGUAUACCUGGUUUCCUCCACCUUUGAUGAAGAGACCAUCAAACUCGAACACCCUCGUGCAGCGAAAACAUGAUCCGCAGAGCAUCAAAGGUUGUCACCCAGUCUUUGAGGCCGUCCUUGAGCGCUUUCGAUAUUGGGAGCGCCUCGACACCAGCGACGCUGAAACCAUCGAACUCGUCAUUAGGGACAAUGGGCUCCACUUCCACGGCAUUGUCGAAGCGCUUCUAUUCAAGUACGAGGCGAAUACGGUCGGCCUGACUAUCGGCAGCAUCGACGAAGCCACGGACAACCUCGAAGAGGAGUUUCUGCGCUACCCGAAAGAUCCUUCUCUGUCAUCCAGCUCUUCCAUCCCGCCCACUCUGACGCUUGAUCUGAGAAAGCACAAUCCGGCUGAAGGUCUGGCGCUGGUAUCAUUCCUAUGUGUGGCAAAGUGCAGGUCUCUGACUAAGGCGACAUUGGAGGUCAUUUCUUUCAACGGCGAGAAGGAGAUCUGGCCCGAAUAUGAGGAUAAAGCUCUCGAGGACCUCAAUGACGCCAGGAAAGAAUGCCACCUCAAGGGGGACAGACGUUUGCUAAGCUCUACUUAUUCCAGAUUUGUAUGA